GAAUUCUCCCUGUCACACUCCCUCACCCACUAUCAAAUUCAAUUCCAACACCCAAUAUAUAUAACCGGAAAUAAUUAGAGCAAUCAAUCCCAAAACAACUCCUUUAUCAUUUUCACAUUGUUUCUACUCUCUUUCAAUUUUCAAAACAAAAAGAAUCCCUCUUUUCCCUUUAAGUUAUUCCUUUGUUUUCUCACUUUAAUCCCUUUCCCCCUCUCUCACUCCAGAUGAAGACAAUCAUGGCCAAAACCCCCCAAGACUCCUCCUUCUCCUUCUCCCGCAGAUACUUCCACUGGAAAAACAAAGACGACGACGAAAUGCAAGAAAUCCUCAACUUCACCCCCAAAUCGGAAGACCUCAAGACCUUCCCAAUGCAGCAGCAAUCCGCCCGGGCCCGGAAAAGGGUAUCCGUCCUGGCCAUCUCCAAGCUGCUGGGCCGGGCCCGGUCUCCGUUCUCGUCGGGCCGGGUCGUGGGGACCCUCUUCGGGCAGCGGCGCGGCCACGUCCGCUUCGCGUUCCAGGAGGAUUUCAAGGCGGCGCCGGCCUUCCUGGUGGAGCUGGCCACGCCGACGAGCGCGCUCGUGAAGGAGAUGGCGUCCGGGCUCGUCAGGAUCGCGCUGGAGUGCGAGAAGCGGGCCGAGAAGAAGGGCGCGAAGCUUCUGGAAGAGCCCGUCUGGCGCACCUACUGCAACGGGAAGAAGUGCGGCUACGCGAUGCGGCGCGAGUGCGGCGCGGAGGAGUGGAAGGUGCUGAAUUCCGUGGGCCCCAUCUCGAUGGGCGCCGGCGUCAUCCCCGGCGGCGGCGAGAUGAUGUAUAUGAGGGCGAAAUUCGAGAGGGUGGUGGGGUCCAAGGAUUCGGAGGCUUUCUACAUGAUGAAUCCGGAUGGAAAUGGAGGGCCGGAGCUGAGCAUUUACUUGCUCAGAGUUUGAACAUCGAAUUGGGGGAAAUUGCAGUUUUUUCUUAAUUUGUUGUAUUAGGGUUUAAUUGGAGUGGGUGGUGGAGGAGGUAUAAUUAUUAGGUAAAGAUAGUAGCGGUGGGAAUGGUAUAGUUUGUUAAUAUGUUGGGGUUUUACUGCUUAUUUAAGAUUAUGAUUUGCAGUAAUUUGUGAUUUUAGUUGAGUAAUUUUAUCGAA
Molecule: messenger RNA, 1129 nt
Organism: Salvia hispanica
Lineage: Eukaryota; Viridiplantae; Streptophyta; Magnoliopsida; Lamiales; Lamiaceae
Source: RefSeq, a predicted model, not a curated record